Verticillium alfalfae VaMs.102 is the source of this 1120-nucleotide messenger RNA. RefSeq names its product aldo-keto reductase family 1 member E1. NCBI's taxonomy places the organism in Eukaryota, Fungi, Ascomycota, Sordariomycetes, Glomerellales, Plectosphaerellaceae. The record is from RefSeq and is a predicted model, not a curated record. The coding region runs from base 89 to 955 and encodes 288 amino acids. The transcript has 5 exons. Gene Ontology annotation, molecular function: oxidoreductase activity.
GUCACCCGACGACUUGUCAAUUCGCCUACAUCGUCUGAAUCAGAUUACCAGUGAAGGGGGCCAAAUCCGGACCAAAUUUGCAAACAAGAUGGCAUCUACCAAGUUCUCCUUAGAUACCAAGGCCAAGCUCUUAAAUGGUGCUAUGAUCCCGCAAAUUCAACUGGGCCUCUACAUGAUGUCUGGCAGAGAGACCACAUCUUCCGUCAAAUGGGCUCUCACCGCCGGCUAUCGCGGAUUUGACUGCGCUCAAAUGUAUCACAACGAGUCUGAGGCUGGGAAAGCUAUUCAUGAUUUUCUUGCCAGCAGCGAGAACACACAUGCCUUGACUCGUGAGGACGUAUUCUAUACCUCCAAGUUGGCAAGCAACGGAACGUCAUAUGAUGCAGUCCGCAAAUCGAUCAAAGGCUCGGUCAAAGCAUCUGGACUCGGCUACAUCGACCUUUUUCUACUUCACAGUCCUUAUGGCGGGAAGGAAGCUCGGCUCACGAGCUGGAAGGCAAUCGAGGAUGCGAUUGAUGACGGUGAGAUCAAGCUAGGCGGCGUCAGCAACUACGGCUCCAAGCAUAUCGAAGAGCUGAUGGCAUCGAAGCCCCGUAUCCAGCCAGUCAUUAAUCAAAUCGAGGUCCACCCCUUUAACACGCAAAUUUCCAUCAGGGAGACCUGCUCCAAAUACAAUAUCACCAUCGAAGCUUACGCGCCACUGGCACGCGCAAUGCGGAUGGAACAUCCCAAGAUUAUCCAGCUCUCCACAAAGUAUUCGUGUAGCCCGGCCCAGUUGCUUGUCAGGUGGUCUUUGCAGCACGAUAUGGUCACGCUGCCGAAGAGCUCUCGCAAAGAGCGUCUUAUUGAAAACGCCAACGUAAAUGGGUUCGAGAUAUCGGAUAACGACAUGGCGGCCAUGAACGCCCUGGACGAAAAUCUUGUAACUGACUGGGAUCCUACAGAUGCUCCGUGAAAAUGCUGGCAGCGGCUGAAAUCACACGAGUUCGGUCAUACAUGAAUUAGUGUAGAUGUAUGGAGUUCAGGAUGAUACACAGAGGCCUGGUCGAGACUUAUGCGUGGUCGUAGAAUCUUUGCAUCGUCGUUACAAUUUAGCAUACUACGGGUAUUCGAUCUUCGU